This is a messenger RNA of Micropterus salmoides (largemouth bass), 2250 nucleotides long. RefSeq names its product 24-dehydrocholesterol reductase (gene dhcr24). Bases 104 to 1654 code for a protein of 516 amino acids. The transcript has 9 exons. Gene Ontology annotation, cellular component: cytoplasm; membrane. Gene Ontology annotation, molecular function: Delta24(24-1) sterol reductase activity; FAD binding. Lineage: Eukaryota; Metazoa; Chordata; Actinopteri; Centrarchiformes; Centrarchidae. The record is from RefSeq and is a predicted model, not a curated record. Gene Ontology annotation, biological process: steroid metabolic process.
GUUUGAGGUUGGGUUAAUCACCACAGAGUAGUUUGACCACAUGAGUACCCCUGCGGUCCAGUGGAGGUUCAAUUAAAAAAGUGUAGCAGACUGUCUGGAAACCAUGGAUCCGCUGCUGUACUUAGCUGGCCUGGUCAUCAUGUUCCUGCUGUGGAUCAAAGUUAAAGGUCUAGAUUACGUAAUCGUUCACCAGAGGUGGAUUUUUGUGUGUUUGUUCCUGCUACCCCUCUCCGUUAUUUUCGAUGUGUAUUAUUAUGUGCGGGCAUGGCUCAUUUUCAAGAUGUGCUCUGCCCCCAAACUGCACGACCAGCGCGUGCGAGACAUCCAGCGACAGGUACGUGAGUGGAGGAAGGAUGGCAGUAAGACCUACAUGUGUACCGGUCGACCCGGCUGGCUCACUGUGUCUCUCAGAGUGGGGAAAUACAAGAAAACCCACAAGAACAUCAUGAUCAAUAUGAUGGACAUUCUGGAGGUGGACACAAAGAGGCAGGUUUUGAGAGUUGAGCCGCUGGCCAACAUGGGUCAAGUGACCGCUCUCCUCAACUCUAUUGGCUGGACACUGCCAGUGCUGCCCGAGCUUGAUGACCUCACUGUGGGUGGUUUGGUGAUGGGAACAGGCAUCGAGUCAUCCUCUCAUAUUUACGGCCUGUUUCAGCACAUCUGUGUCGCAUUUGAACUGGUUCUUGCUGAUGGCAGCUUAGUACGCUGCACGGAGGAGGAAAACUCGGACCUGUUCCAUGCCGUCCCGUGGUCAUGUGGAACUCUGGGGUUCCUGGUUGCAGCUGAGAUUAAAAUAGUCCCCACUAAACCCUGGGUGAAGCUGCACUAUGAGCCGGUAAGAGGACUGGAGAACAUCUGUAAACGCUUCACUGAAGCAUCGGAGAACAAGCAGAACACAUUUGUUGAGGGCAUCCAGUACACUCUGGACACCGCUGUCAUCAUGACGGGAACCAUGACUGACCACGCAGAGCCUGAUAAGAUUAAUAGAAUCGGCCUGCACUUUAAACCCUGGUUCUUCAAACAUGUGGAGGGCUACCUGAAAGGCGACUGCAGUGGAGUUGAAUACAUCCCUCUGAGACAGUACUAUCAUAGACACACACGCAGCAUCUUCUGGGAGCUUCAGGAUAUUAUUCCCUUUGGCAACAACCCAGUGUUCCGCUGGCUUUUUGGAUGGAUGGUCCCUCCUAAGAUCUCACUGCUGAAGCUCACCCAGGGAGAGACCAUCAGACGGCUUUACGAGCAGCACCACGUGGUCCAGGACAUGCUGAUACCUAUGAAGCAUCUGCAGGCUGCCAUCACACACUUCCACCAGGACAUCGACGUUUACCCUCUGUGGCUGUGUCCAUUCCUUUUGCGACCAGGCAGAGGGAUGGUCCACCCCAAAGGUCAAGAGGAGGAGCUGUAUGUGGAUAUUGGGGCCUAUGGAGAGCCCAAAGUCAAACACUUUGAAGCUAAAGCAUCAACGCGUCAGCUGGAGAAGUUUGUCAGAGAUGUGCAUGGGUUCCAGAUGCUGUAUGCAGACGUGUACAUGGAUCGAGAGGAGUUCUGGGAGAUGUUUGAUGGUCAGCUGUAUCACAGACUGAGAGAGGAACUAGGCUGUAAGGAGGCCUUCCCGGAGGUUUACGACAAAAUCUGUAAAUCUGCCCGACACUGACCACAGCCCUGUCACAGAUACACCGAGGCGCUGUCUGCAACUCACAUUCGGUGACAGCUUCAGGUUUUGGGACAUUUCUGGAAAAACUAAAAAACUGUUUUACACGAAGCUCUCCAACCAGAUCAAUGGGAAGCAAGAGCACAAAUAUUGUAAUGCUUUUAAUUGAUUAAUGUAUUCUGUUGUUCCUUUUUCUGUACACAAUUAGCUUAUUUCAACAUUCAUGUGCUGCUUGACUGAAACCACAGAUGUGUAAUUUGUACUUGUUGAGAGCACAUUGCACCAAAUGUUUUCUUUUUUCCUUUUUUUAAAUGUGUAUAUUGGGCAACUUGUUCCUGUUUAACAACCUUAUCAAGUCUUCAUCAAAGACCGUGUGCAUAUUUGUACAUCUUUUUAACAAGUCAGCCUUACCUACAGUUUCCCAGGUGCCAAACACUUUGAAAAUAUGACUUCCCAAUUAACAUCAUUUGCAUAUUUUUUAAAAACUUUUGUGACAAAUCUAUGGCUACUUAUAAGCUACUAUUUUGAUAUAAAAAAUCUGUCCGAUCACCAGUACUAAGGAUUGAAGGAAUUCAUUAAAAACUCUUUUCUGCAAUAAA